Myripristis murdjan (pinecone soldierfish) is the source of this 4592-nucleotide messenger RNA. It is a transcript of the gene rhoq, whose product is annotated as ras homolog family member Q. The coding region runs from base 438 to 1061 and encodes 207 amino acids. Gene Ontology annotation, biological process: small GTPase-mediated signal transduction. The transcript has 5 exons. NCBI's taxonomy places the organism in Eukaryota, Metazoa, Chordata, Actinopteri, Holocentriformes, Holocentridae. Gene Ontology annotation, molecular function: GTPase activity; GTP binding. The record is from RefSeq and is a predicted model, not a curated record.
CAGGGACCCGGGAGCAGGGGCGAGGGGCACACCGGGGAGCAGGCACGGCGGACCGGACUCAGCACGCGUGGCGGCGGCGGCGGUGGUGGCACCUCCGGGAGAAAAGGCAGUAGCUUGUCGGGGCAGGGUGGGGAAGUCCUGCCGGGACCGCGGAGAGCUGAAGGAUCCUGUGCAUUUUGUCAAACCGUGGAAAAGGAAAGGAAACUCCUCUACGGCCAAAUUUGGGAGUACCGUAACCGGUGGGGAGGAGGGGAGAGAGAUGCAACUGCCGCCCGUGUCGGUGCGUCGCGCAGUCGGGCUCCGACGCUGGUGAUGCCCGCCGUCCGGGGAUCACCGCCCAGCACCAGCAGCAGCAGCAGCAGCAGCAGCAGCGGCAGGAGCAGGUCGGGAAAACAGGGCGUCGGGGGGCGGAUGAUGAGGAUGGUAACGUCGGGAUCAUGGCAAACGGAACCGGCACUAUCAUGUUAAAAUGCGUCGUGGUCGGAGACGGUGCAGUGGGCAAAACGUGUCUCCUGAUGAGCUACGCUAAUGACGCCUUUCCCGAGGAGUAUGUCCCCACAGUGUUUGAUCAUUAUGCAGUGAGUGUCAACGUCGGCGGAAAGCAGUACUUGUUGGGACUGUAUGACACAGCUGGUCAGGAGGACUACGACCGGCUGAGGCCGCUGUCCUACCCGAUGACCGAUGUCUUCCUCAUCUGCUUCUCGGUGGUGAACCCGGCCAGUUUCCAGAAUGUGCGGGAGGAGUGGGUCCCCGAGCUGCAGGAGUACGCGCCCAGCGUCCCCUACCUGCUCAUCGGCACUCAGAUUGACCUUCGUGAUGACCCCAAGACCAUUGCCAAACUGAAUGACAUGAAGGAGAAGCCCAUAGCCACCGAGCAGGGACAGAAGCUGGCGAAGGAGAUCGGUGCAUGUUGCUAUGUGGAGUGUUCAGCGCUGACCCAGAAGGGCCUGAAGACGGUGUUCGACGAGGCCAUCAUCGCCAUCCUGGCCCCCAAGAGGAAGAAGGGAGCCCUGAAGAGGAGGCUGGGACCCCGCUGCAUCAACUGCUGCCUCAUCACGUGAUGCACAAGCCCAGACACCAUUCAAACAAAAAUCCACAAACCAAACCUGGACUUGAAGGCAAAAGACAGAUGACGGAAAAAAAAAAAAUGCAUAGACGGGAAAAGAGAGGCAGAGGGAGACCGAAGGACCGAAAAGGACAAAAACAAGAGCUGCUUUUAAGCUGCGGCGCUCUUGAACGGCCACCGGUCUCUCCUGCCGUCCAGCACUGGGGUUUAGGAUGCAGUUUACUACCAAAGGAGCACAAAACCCAAGUCAGUCUCUUCUGAUAGACUUUGUUUGCCUCAAAAGUACCUUCUUUUAUAACCAUUUUUAAUCCUUUUCCUGUAUAAACUUACUGAAAGCUGUCAUGAGAAAAGAAAACACCACAAAGUGGACAUUUCGAGUUUUAAGGGAAAAGCUACCCUCUAAAGAGGUCAGAUUAUUCCUGUGCAACUGGAUGGUUCAAGCUUGCGUCUCAAUUUGUGAAUACCAACAUUUCUCGCCUUCCUAAUUUGAUGCCAUUGAGAGAAACAGCCUGGAAUUGAUCCGGUGCGUUGAAAAUAAAUGGUGAGGCUGACUUUAGUGACACUGUGAUCAGAUUUCUGGGUGUAUCGGUGCACUUUCUAUAUUCAAAGAAAGUGCUGCAAAUCCCCUGUAGGCCCACAAAGUCUGUCUCCAAUUAUUUGUCAUUUGAGGAUCUCCAAAUUAUACCUCUCGAAGGCCGAGUUUGUUCCUCCAGUUUCUCGCUCUGUGAGUGUCUUUCACAUUCACAAAUUUUAAUUUAACUGUCCACGAUGGAAGAACAUAUAUGAAUUUUGUUUGGUUUUUAUUCCUCUUAAGUUAUGGUAUGUGUGUGUGGAUUGUUUUCCCAGUAUUUUUUUUUUUCUUUUGAAAUCAUAUUGAUAACAAUAGAAUGGAUGGGUUUAUGUAGCGCUCUGUAACUGGCCUCUAAGCGCUUUUCUCUUUUGUGUGGGGUAGCACACACACACAAUCCAAAACCAAUGAAAAACGGUUCUGAAAAUAGACUUUGGACCCACAACUAUAUUAUUUUAUACUUUGAGAGUAUUGUUUUUCCUCCCAGCCUUUAUGAAAGCUUCAUGAUUUUGUAGAAAUUAGGACUGGGGCUGAUGUUAUUAGAAGCCGAAGAGGUCUACUCCAAAAUACUAUAUAUCUACUUUUGGAAAAAAAAAAAGAAAAAAAAAAAAGAAAUAUAUUAUCUGAAAUUUAUGGUUCAAUAGCUCUAAAAUAUAGAUGAUCCAGUCUGUAAAAGUAUUAUUUUGUCCACCGAGGACAUAAGUUACAUACUAUGCUUUAAAAAGUACCAUCGUUUCUUUUUAUUUAUUGUUAUCCAUCAUCUUAAAAGCAGAUGUCAUGCUUUUCAAAUGGUGGGUAUCUCUGGAGACGAGGCUCCUCGCCCAAAGAAGCAAACGCGCACACUUUCAUCAACAUCGUGGUUAAAUUGACCUAAUACUGUAUAUCUGAUGCACAACACGAAGCACAGUCUGCGUCCCCUCAUGUCCCAACAAAGCACAUCCCUCCGCUCCCCGACGCUGUCCCUCUCCCCCGUAAAAAAAAAAAAAAAAAAAAAAGGCUGAUUUAAGCACAGAGCAUGCACACUUUCCAAUCAGGCACUAGUGAGAGCACAGUCCAUCAUCUUUCCGUUCAUCACCGCGGUCCAUCACCCCGACAAAAACCACGUGACGAGGCAUCGCUGCCGGGUGAAAACCUUGUACCUCCCAAAAGUCAAAUCUUCACUAAUAAAAACACACAUUUGCAGUUUGGCUGCCAUUGAAUUUUGAGGGAUUCAUAAACUUUGAGGGGUCAUAGAAAUGUUUGAGCCCACAGACAAGCAUGCAAUCCUUCAACAGAAAUGAAAGCUGCAGUAUUAAAACUGCCAAGGGCUGAUUUCAGUGAGGACUGUUUAGACUCAAGUGACAAAAAAAAGUGGAAUAAGUGCGUGACUUGACGCUCGCUUGGAUGCACUGACCUGCCGCUACAUAAGAGGCGGUGUGUCGGCAGCAGCUCUGCAUCUGGCUAGUACACAAAUUUUGUAAUUCUAGCUGCAAAAAGAAAUUAUGAUUAUUAUGAUAAAUUAUUCAUCAAGGCCGAACUUAAUCAUAUGUGUGCUGUGUGGACAAAUUCAGCUUCAGAAAGCUUUAUUUUUCUUUUAGGAAUCUGGGACAACUUCAACAUUUUUUCUCUGAUGAAGAUGGUAAUUUAGCUGUAAUAAAUGUGAAUGACAUUAAGCAAUUCUCCUAUUUACCAGCCUCCGUUUUUGGCCAUGCGUUACGACAGUGGUUCUCAAGCGGUGAGAUAAAAUAUAAGUCACGUAUGAGUCCGAAAAAUAAUUAGCCUAUGCUGUAACUUCAAUAAAAAUGUAAAUGUAAGUUUGAUGAACCAGGUUUUCUAUUCAGGUUUCCCGAAGGUGUCAAAUGUGUUUGUGGUUUAAAUCUGCAGCCUGUCUGUGGAGAUUCUCAGUCAUCCAGGUCAUGACAUGCAAGAAAGUUGAAAUCAAGGUCAACUGGACUUGAUAGUAGGUUUUUGAAGACGUUUCGCUUCUCCUGCAAGAAGCCUCUUCAGUUCUUGGAGGAGAGGCGAAACGUCUUGAAAAACCUACUGUCAAGUCCAGUUGGCCUUGAUUUUAACUUUCUUGCACAACAGAAACAACAAAACCCCCUAAGUAUCAGGUUGUUGUUUCACACACUGAUGGAGCUGGGUUGGAUCCAUAUUGGCUUUUUCCUGUCAGUUUUUUUUUUUUUCCAGCAGCAGCAGCAGUCAGGAGGCAUUGACUAAAAAAAUAUUUUAAAUCGGAUGCAUGUUUGAGAACCACAGUCGGGCACAGUGCCAGUUCAUGUGCUGGAUUUUAAUGGGAUGGAAACCAUGCAUGCCGGGUCUGUUGAGUCUGAAUGGUCCUCAGUUCAAUUAUUGCAGCUUAAAAGUGGAUUUACGAGGUUUUCACGUAGCAGUGAAGGCUAUUUACAGUCUGAGGAAAUGCGACUUUCGGUCAGCUUCCAUCCAUCAAACAGCCGUGUCUUUUUUUCCUUUCACAGCAACACUGUAGAAACUGGAAAUCCCACAGGAACUCGCUGAUCUGCGUAAUAAAAUCACACUGACGCGAUAUAUGAGGUAUACCAGAAUUUGGUAAAUACUUAAAUGAUCUAUGGGUCCACAAAGCAGUUUCACACCCACACGGCUCAAACAGUCCUGAAGGCCUCGAUGGAGUAACUCGUGGUAAAAGUGUGACUGAAGAUCCAAAAAAUACAGGCUCUCCUUGUCUUUAUGCAUUUGUUAUUGGCUUUUUCUAACUUUUGUUUUUGUUUCUAAAUGUUAAUCAAAGGUGCCAAUACUUGCUAAAUGACCUCUGUUAGCCUAUAUUUAAUUUUCCGUUCAGAAUCAGACGUGUUGAUUGAUUAAAGCUUUAAUGUAAACGGUGCUCCUCUCUCUCUCUCUCUAUCCCUCUCUCUCUCGCUCUCUCUCUCUCUCUCUCUCUGUCCCAGCCUGCGUUGUGUUCUGUCUCUUGACCCUGAACAGCAGAAAAAUGCCUGCAGGGUG